AUGAAAAUGAUAAGGCAGAUGGGCAUGGAAAUACCCUCCAUACGACGGGGUUCUCUUCGUAUUGCAUCGAACAAAUUGACCUUGCAGAGAUCAUUUUUCAAGUUACCAACUCCAUUUGGAACUUUUGACAAUGGCCUUCAAGAGUACCAAGUGAAAAAAGUUGUGAACGUAUCACCGUCCAAAAUGUUUGAGAUAGUAUCAGAUGUCUCAAGAUAUAAAGAGUUUGUUCCUUUUGUUGAGAACUCCUACAUUAGCAGUAAAGAUGCCCUGGGGCUUCCUACGGCUGCUGGUUUACGAGUUGGGUGGAAACAAUUUGAUGAAGAGUUUCAAUGUAAACUUCGUUGCCAACAGGAUGUCCUGGUUAUUGCUGAAUCUAUGAGUAUACUGGUAUUCGACCUGCUUUACACCAAGUGGAACCUAAAAGAGGUGAAGAACGUGGGCACCACUUCAAGUUGCGAGGUGACAUUAGACUUGAAGUACAGUUUUAAAAAUCCACUUUACAACACGGUCAGCUCUCUAUUCUCAGACCAGGUGAGUAAGAUUAUGAUCAAUGCAUUCGAGGAAAGGGCAGUGGCUACAAAAAUAAAGGAACGGCUAAAAUUUUAA
This is a messenger RNA of Meyerozyma guilliermondii ATCC 6260, 606 nucleotides long. Its product is annotated as ubiquinone-binding protein. The transcript has a single exon. Gene Ontology annotation, biological process: ubiquinone biosynthetic process; cellular respiration. Bases 1 to 606 code for a protein of 201 amino acids. The record is from RefSeq and is a predicted model, not a curated record. Gene Ontology annotation, cellular component: mitochondrion. Gene Ontology annotation, molecular function: ubiquinone binding. NCBI's taxonomy places the organism in Eukaryota, Fungi, Ascomycota, Pichiomycetes, Serinales, Debaryomycetaceae.